Molecule: messenger RNA, 1265 nt
Organism: Lepidothrix coronata (blue-crowned manakin)
Lineage: Eukaryota; Metazoa; Chordata; Aves; Passeriformes; Pipridae
Gene: TBX21
Product: T-box 21
Exons: 6
Coding region: 42-1265 (407 amino acids)
Biological process (GO): positive regulation of DNA-templated transcription; lymphocyte migration; cell fate specification
Cellular component (GO): nucleus
Molecular function (GO): RNA polymerase II cis-regulatory region sequence-specific DNA binding; DNA-binding transcription factor activity, RNA polymerase II-specific
Source: RefSeq, a predicted model, not a curated record
GCGCCCUGCCCGGGUACCGCGCGGCCGGGAAGGUGCAGGUGAUGCUCAACAACUAUCCGCUCUGGGCCAAGUUCCACAAGCACCAGACCGAGAUGAUCAUAACCAAGCAGGGCAGGCGCAUGUUCCCCUUCCUCAGCUUCAACCUGUCGGGGCUCAACCCCGUGGCCCACUACAGCGUGUGCGUGGACGUGGUGCUGGUGGAUCAGCACCACUGGCGCUACCAGGGCGGCAAGUGGGUGCAGUGCGGGAAAGCCGAGGGCAACAUGCCAGGGAACCGCCUCUACCUGCACCCGGACUCGCCCAACACGGGCGCGCACUGGAUGCGGCAGGAGGUUUCCUUCGGGAAGCUCAAGCUCACCAACAACAAGGGCGCGUCCAACAACGUGGGGCAGAUGAUCGUGCUGCAGUCGCUGCACAAGUACCAGCCCCGGCUGCACGUGACGGAGGUGAAGGAAGGGGAGGGGGAGGACGGGUACCCCUCCCCGCACACCCACACCUUCGCCUUCCCCGAGACGCAGUUCAUCGCCGUCACAGCCUACCAGAACGCCGACAUCACGCAGCUGAAGAUCGACCACAACCCCUUCGCCAAAGGAUUCCGGGACAACUUUGACUCGAUGUACACGGCCUCGGAGAGCGACCGCCUCACCCCGUCCCCGCCGGAGGGUCCCGGCUGCCAGCAGCUCCUGCCGGCCCCCCGCUUCCAGCCCUUCCUGCCCGAGCAGUACCCGCUGCCCCCCGGGCGCUUCUUCGGGGGGGAGCGGGGGGCUCCCCCUCUGUCCCUGCCCCCCAAAGACCCCCCCCACUGGUACUUCCCCCCGCAGCAGCCCCCCGCCGCCGGGGCGCUGGAGUAUGGCGGCUACGACGGGGGCUACGGGGGGGGCAAACUGGUGCCCUACGGGGUGAAACCCUUCGCCCUGCCGCCCGCCCCGCACCCCCCCCUGCCCUACUACCCCGAGGGGCCGGGGGGCUUCGGGGUGACGGGGGGCUGGAGCCCCGGGCAGUACGGCCCCAAGGGCGGCGCCGGGGCUCUGGGCUGGUACCGGGAGCCCCGCGAGGAGAAGGGCAAGGAGGUGGAGGGCUGGGCCCCCGAGCCCCCCGCCCCCGCCUCGGGGGACUCGUCGGACUCGGGGCUGUACGAGUGCAAGCGGCGGCGGGUGUCCCCGUACCCGUCCAGCGCCGAGAGCUCCCCCCCGCCCCGCAACGGCGACCUCUACGACAAGGACCCGCUCGCCGACGGCGGCUACUACGGCUUCUACGGCAACUGA